CAACCACACACGCACACCCCCUCCCCUGCCUCCCUCCCCGCGCGCCGCCCGCCCCGCCGGCCCCGCUCGCCCUCGCGCGCUCGGAAGGGAGUCGCGAGACGUCGGAGCGGCGGCCACGUAGCGCUGCGGCGGCGGCGGCGGCGGCGGCGGCCGAGGCCGGGUCUGCGGAGCGGCCCUGAGGACAGACGUUGGGCGGGGGGGGAGGGGCCGGCCCGGCCGGCGGUUGUUACUCGAGCGCCGCGGCUACAGGCCCCCCGCCGCAGGGAUGGACCGCCGAGGCGGCGGUCGGGGCGGCGGAGGCGGAGGCGGCCGGCCAGGAUAAGAUGCUCCAAGUCAGUUGCAGCUCUCCUCAGAAGAAAAGUCAGUAGUGCUCUGCUCUUGCCAUAAUACCAAACCUUCUGACCUAAGCUUUGGUGCUGCCACACUGGAAGAAUCACACACAGGUUCCAGGAAUACCUUUUUUUUUUUUUUUUUUUUGAGUGAUUCUUUGUGGAUGGAAAAAGAUUUGAGUCUUAAUAAUUACCCUGUUUUAAAGCUAUUUCUCUACAGUCUGAUCUGUGUUCUGCAUCGGGCCACUCACCCAUGAGCCACGCAGCCAGCUCUCGCCAGGAGUGGGUGGAAAGCUGUGCCGUGCAUGCAGCAGGGAUGGCCCAAGAAGAUAGCCGUCGGGCUCCAGUGCCAUCUGCCUUUUAUCAUGGUGCCAACCAAGAACUUGACCUGUCCACCAAAGUGUACAAAAGGGAAUCGGGAAGUCCUUAUUCUGUGUUAGUGGACCCCAAGAUGAGCAAGCCCCAUCUCCACGAAGCCGAGGAACAGCCGUAUUUCAGGGAGCCGAGGGCGGUGUCUGACGUGCGCGCCAUUAAGGAAGACCGGGAGAACUCUGAUGACACGGACGAGGAGGAGGAGGAGGAGGUUUCUUACAAAAGGGAGCAGAUCAUAGUGGAGGUAAACCUUAAUAACCAAACAUUAAAUGUGUCUAAAGGGGAAAAGGGUGUCUCUUCUCAGUCCAAAGAGACUCCUGUUCUUAAGACAAGCAGCGAGGAGGAGGCGGAGAGUGAGGAAGAAGCCACCGAUGACAGCAAUGACUAUGGAGAGAACAGGAGGCAGAAGAAGAAGGAGAAGACAGCGGAGAAGGCCAGCGUCCCACACAGGAGAACCAGGAGAGCUGGCUCCGCGGCCACGGCCGCCACUUCCCCGACUCCCAGGACAACAAGAGGGCGUAGGAAGAGCGUAGAGCCACCGAAGCGGAAGAAGCGGGCUGCCAAGGAGCCCAGAGCGCCCGUCCAGAAAGCUAAGUGUGAAGAGAAAGAGACUCUGACCUGUGAGAAGUGCCCCAGGGUGUUUAAUACUCGCUGGUACCUGGAGAAGCACAUGAACGUUACUCACAGGCGCAUGCAGAUUUGUGAUAAGUGUGGCAAGAAGUUUGUCCUGGAAAGUGAGCUGUCCCUUCACCAGCAAACAGACUGUGAAAAAAAUAUUCAGUGUGUUUCCUGUAACAAAUCUUUCAAGAAACUCUGGUCCCUUCAUGAACACAUCAAGAUCGUCCAUGGAUAUGCAGAAAAGAAGUUUUCCUGUGAAAUUUGUGAGAAGAAAUUCUAUACCAUGGCUCAUGUGCGGAAACACAUGGUUGCACACACGAAAGACAUGCCAUUUACAUGUGAAACCUGUGGAAAGUCAUUCAAACGCAGCAUGUCCCUCAAGGUGCACUCCUUGCAGCAUUCUGGAGAGAAGCCCUUCAGAUGCGAGAACUGUGACGAAAGGUUUCAAUACAAGUACCAGCUACGCUCCCACAUGAGCAUCCACAUUGGGCACAAACAGUUCAUGUGCCAGUGGUGUGGCAAGGAUUUCAACAUGAAGCAGUACUUCGAUGAACACAUGAAAACACACACUGGAGAGAAACCCUUUAUCUGUGAAAUCUGUGGCAAAAGCUUCACCAGUCGCCCCAACAUGAAGAGGCACCGCAGAACUCACACAGGCGAGAAGCCCUAUCCGUGUGACGUGUGUGGCCAGCGAUUCCGCUUCUCCAACAUGCUUAAGGCCCACAAGGAAAAGUGCUUUCGGGUGACCAGCCCCGUGAAUGUGCCGCCUGCUGUCCAGAUCCCACUCACAACUUCCCCGGCCACCCCAGUUCCUUCUGUGGUGAACACACCCACGACCCCCACCCCUCCGAUCAGUAUGAAUCCUGUGAGCACUCUCCCCCCCCGGCCCAUCCCCCACCCCUUCUCACACCUCCACAUCCACCCACACCCUCACCACCCCCACCACCUCCCUAUCCCUCCCGUCCCUCACCUCCCCCCACCUCCAGCUCUCUUCAAGAGCGAGCCUUUAAAUCAUAGAGGCCCGGGUGAGGACAACUUCCUGCGGCACCUGGCCGAGAAGAACAGUUCAGCACAGCAUCAUUAACAUCCAUCUCCUUAAGUGUGUUCUCCACGAGUUGUGUGCCCGUGUGUGAGUUUGCAGAGAGGGAGUUGGUGAGCAUUUCUGUAGCUGUCAGACUCUCCUCAGCCUCCACCAAGAGCUUUGUCAUUGUCUUGGUGAAUCAACACAUCCAAGGGAAUGAACGCGAAGACCACCUUGAGCUCACGGAGGGAACUGUCAUCUAAACCAGGGGAACCACCGAACUAAAGCCCAAUUUGCUUGCAUUUUCUGGUGACUUUUAUAAAUUUCAAAUACUCAGACUUGUGGAAUUUUAUAAUUUCAUAUCAGCUGAUGAGGUAUGCUUGCUUUUAUAUCCCGGCUUCUCCUCAAAGAGGGGACAGGCCUGGUUUCCUUUGUACUAAUCGGGAAGGCUGUGAGAUUAAUCCAGAGCAUUAAUUGUAUCACUGUGUAUCGUAACAAAUUCUUUUCAGCUUUUGGUGCUGGCUUCAGAAUGGGGCCGGCCGUGUUUCCCAGUAUACCCAGCAUUAUAGAGAAAGACGGGAAGUUUCUUCUUUGUGUAGCUCUCCUAAC
This is a messenger RNA of Odobenus rosmarus divergens (Pacific walrus), 2949 nucleotides long. RefSeq names its product zinc finger protein 652 (gene ZNF652). Gene Ontology annotation, biological process: regulation of transcription by RNA polymerase II. The coding region runs from base 583 to 2403 and encodes 606 amino acids. Gene Ontology annotation, molecular function: RNA polymerase II cis-regulatory region sequence-specific DNA binding; DNA-binding transcription factor activity, RNA polymerase II-specific. The transcript has 6 exons. The record is from RefSeq and is a predicted model, not a curated record. Lineage: Eukaryota; Metazoa; Chordata; Mammalia; Carnivora; Odobenidae. Gene Ontology annotation, cellular component: nucleus.